Molecule: messenger RNA, 1835 nt
Organism: Suillus fuscotomentosus
Lineage: Eukaryota; Fungi; Basidiomycota; Agaricomycetes; Boletales; Suillaceae
Product: cytoplasmic protein
Exons: 7
Coding region: 139-1443 (434 amino acids)
Biological process (GO): ribosomal large subunit biogenesis
Cellular component (GO): preribosome, large subunit precursor
Source: RefSeq, a predicted model, not a curated record
GCUUACUAUUGGCUUACUACAUACAUAAAACGUCACUUAGUAAUCGGCUGCGGCUGUGCUACCGAUAAUAAUCUUUGCAUAUCAUAUGCUGACUUCACACAUCGCCGACGGGGACGACACCUUUGAAAGUAGAUAUUCAUGGAUCUAGCAAACGAACAACCCUUAUUCACUUGCCUGUCAUGCUCGAUAGCCUUUCUUUCCGCGGAGGAGCAGCGCACGCACUACCGCUCAGACCACCAUAGGUACAAUAUGAAACGUCGCGUCGCAUCCCUCCCACCAGUUAGCGUUGCCAUAUUCAAUCAAAAGGUGCUCGAGCGCCGUCAGGAGACCGCGAUCAUGUCUUCACUGAAAGGUAGCACCUGUGAGGUGUGCGGAUCCCACAUAAAUUCCAAGAAGCACAAAGAGAAUGAGCUCAAGACUCCAGGCGAAGUUCCUAGCGCUCCUGUAUAUCCCCCGCCGUCAUCCACGCUCCCCGUCAUCUCCGAAACCCACAUAUCCAAAGACUCGACCUCUGGUGUACCCGCGACCGCUACCGAGGAUGACAUCAACGAAAGCAUAGACGCUAAGAUAGCUGCUGCCCGCUCACGUCUUUCUCCAGCACACUGCCUCUUUUGUCCGCAUACUUCCUCCACGCUUUCAGACAAUCUAACGCAUAUGUCUUCUUCGCAUUCCUUUUUCGUCCCUGAUGCCGACUAUCUCGUCGAUCUUCCUGGCCUCAUCACAUAUCUUGGUGAGAAAAUUGCUGUUGGAAAUGUCUGCAUCUAUUGCAACGGUAAGGGACGUGAGCUUCGGACACUCGAGGCUGUGCGGAAACACAUGCUAGAUAAGGCUCAUUGCAAGAUCGCCUACGAUUCCGAGGACGACCGACUUGAGGUGUCAGACUAUUACGACUUCACAACUUCAUAUCCCGUUGACACACGGAAGAAGAAAUCUAAACAGAUACCCGCGGAGGACGAGGAGUGGGAGGAUGCCGAGGACGACAGCGGAGAUGCAGAAGAGGUCGUCGAUGAGGCCGCUUCAGAGCCUCCUGAUUCUGAAUCAGAUUCUAAUGAAAGCAUACCCGAGAACCAAAUCACUUAUGGUGAUACCGAGUACGAGCUUGUUCUCCCAUCAGGUGCACGCAUCGGUCAUCGGUCUAUGAAGCGCUAUUACGCACAAUCCCUGCAGCCCACGCACGUCCAGAGUAAUGAAGACCGCAACUCUGGGAUUGCACUUGUCCGCAGAUUGCUCGCAGAUAAGAAUUCUGCCCUCGUACCCCGCAAGGGUGGGUUUGGCGCACAUGGGCAAGGAAUGGAGACUGUGAAAGCGAGGAAUCGUGGUGAAGCAAGAGAGGCAGGGAGGCACGUACGAGAGUUCAGAGAUCAGAAACGCAGGGAAGAUUUUAAGACACGACAUUUCCGGGACCCACUUCUGCAGAGCGACCGAAAGGUCGAUCUCGGUUAAGUAGGGUAUAAUGAUGUACGACUGAUAGCAAGAAACAAGAUACGAGAAGGAAACAAAUCAAUACAAAUAGGCCGCGGGUACCACGCCCUCCUGGCCUGUUUGUGGAUUUCGCGUAUACCACCACGCAGUAUCCCGAUCAUCUAACACUUCUACCUCGAGUCCAGCCGUCAAAGGUAGUUCGCCCUCACCCGUCCCAUCGAACGAGUAGCGAGCGUGUGCAGGACGAGCGAACUCCUCUUCGGCGGCCAUUGUACCCACGACCGCGUCUGAGGGAGUUUCAGCUCGCAAGUAGUUGCUACCAUCUGGUCCAAAUGGAUCAGGUUCUGCAGCGGUAGGAUUUUCUUGCGGCUUCAUCCUUCUCAGCGCCGAUCACAUUUAAUGGGCUCGCAGCA